UCUUGUAAUAACAAAAAAUUAUUUCAGUGCUCGUCGUAUAUCUAAAGUUGUAUAACCCGCCUUCCUUCCCUUGUGCGUGCAUUCUUCUUCCCAACCUUUUGUUAAACAAGAAAAAAAACCUUUCCUCCAUUGCCGCCAUGGGAAUUAAACGAGCUGUGCUCAUUGAUGAGCCUUUCCCUGAUCUCUUUUGUGGCCUAUGCCAAGGUAUUCUGGACGAUCCCGUUCAAGUUCGUUGUCCUGAAGAUCACAUGUUCUGUAACAGCUGUAUUAAAAGCUACUUGCAACAAAGCCGAACAUGUCCACACUGUCUGACCGACCUCGACCCAUCCCUGUUCCAGCCAUCCAAGUUCGUUCAACGCCAAAUUGGUCGAUUACGUGUACGUUGUCCAAAUCAUGAUGCAGGAUGCUCUUGGCAAGGUAUAUUAUCGGAUUCGCAUCCAAAUGAGUGUAGCUACGAGACAUGUGAAUGUCAUAAUGCCAAACACGGAUGUAAGGAACGGUUACGGCGGUUGGAUAUACAACAUCAUGAAUGUCCCUACGAACUUUUACCGUGUCCCAACAUGAUGCCCUUGUGUAAGCCGUUCUUCCGCAAGGACAAGGCAACUCACGAAAAGACGUGUCGAUCAUACCCGUGCCCAUUCGCAAUGGAAGGCUGUGCUUAUAUCGGUGUUCUGCCGGAUGUGAACGCUCACUGCGACAUGUACUGUGGAAAAUUACACAAACGUAUCAAGGACUUAGAAGCUGAAUGUGAGCGGUUAAAGGAAUGUAUGGCGGGAUGCACCAAUGGCAGUUGCAAUCAAAUCGCUCAGCAAACAGCUACACCGUCUUCAAACGCUAUGCAGUCAGCAGCAACAGCAAGUGCAGCAACAACAACAACAACAGCAACAACAACGGCAGGGUCUGGAGGAGAUGAUGAUGAUAUGGGCGGCAUUGACUUAUUGGAGCAAAUGUUGAGCGGUGCCGACAGUGACUAUUUGUCUUUGGGACUAUUGGGCAAUGUCAAUGAAAACAAGCCUUCGACCGACGCAAACGAAUCGCAACAACCAUCCUCAUCACAACAACAGCCUAACCAUGGAUCCCAUACACCGCAGCACGAUCAACAACAGCAGCAGGAACAACAGCCUCUGAUCAACAGCUUAUUGGAAAAUCCGAAUGGUGAUUUGAUGGAUUUAAGCGACUGUUUGUCGCCACUACCAUUCAUUUCUAAUAUCGACAGCAAGCAACCGCAGCAACCAAUACCAACAUCCAUUGCUGCACCCAAACGAUCUUCAAACGGCAAAAUCAUUCGAUAUAGCAAGAACGUCCGAUUAGCGCACAGCGCACUCCGCAUGGCACGACAGCAACAAAGCCGAUAUCUCUCGGAUAUGAAUCCAUUCGAUGCUCUUAUGGAGGAUUUAGACGUGGCUGGCAUCAAACCUGAUUAUCAACUAUUAUCAGAGCAACAGCAGCAACAACAACAUCAUCAUCAUCAGCAGGAGCAACACCCACAAGACCAGCAGCCAGCAGUACAAAAUGCACCUACACCUGCUUCCAUCAUCUCAACAUCGAGCCAACAAGACGAUAUCUCCAACUUGAUGGCACAACACUCACUUUCAUCUCCACAGCCUAAUCCAUUUUCAUUCAAUAAUUUGGAGGACGUACAAAAGUACUUGUCGGAUAUGGCACCUGUACCAACAGCAAGUGCAACAACAGCGGAGGACAGCAAAUCCAUUCCAUCAGCAACUUCACCGGCAUAUACCCCGUCAACUCAACCAUUGCCUCCUGCUCCUUCAACACCAGCUCAAAGCAGUCCAUUACGAAAUAGCAGUAGUAGUAAGACGAAUAAGCCAAGGAAACCCAAGGAGAAAAAGAACAAGAAGGCCACGGCUGCUGCUGCCGCUGCUGCUCCUCCAACUACUGUACUAGACGCUCGUUCACCGCAAUCAGUACGAUCACCACAGCCAUCGUCACCUAAUAGCACAGCAUCACCUGCAGAUGCUCCCAAAAAACGACCCAUGUUUGUCCUCGCAUCCAGUUAUUUGGCCAACUACGGAACCAACAAUAGCAACAGCACCACCACGAGCAUUUCUAAUAAUCAUAACAAUACUACUCCCAACCCCACUACUACUACUACCACUACUACUACUACUAUCAGCAACACCACCAAACAGCAAUCAUCAUAAAAAAAAUAUCACUACUACUCUACUGUAUAUAUGCAUUUUCCCUUUUCAUUUCCAAAAAAAGAUACUCAUCGCAUCAUCCACACACCAUCAAGAAAACAAGCACACCCCAACAACAAUACUAAAUAUACACUUUUAUAAAUUUUGGUUUCUAGCUUUUAUUAUUGUUACUAUAAUUAUUACAAUGAUGGGAUGAUGAUUACUUUUUCUUUAUGCAAACAUGAAAACAUUCUUUUGUGCCGUGCACAUUUUCUGUGCUCUUUCUGUGCCUACUAUCCGUUCCAGCUUUA
Zychaea mexicana is the source of this 2449-nucleotide messenger RNA. RefSeq lists its product as uncharacterized. Lineage: Eukaryota; Fungi; Mucoromycota; Mucoromycetes; Mucorales; Lichtheimiaceae. Gene Ontology annotation, molecular function: zinc ion binding. Bases 138 to 2162 code for a protein of 674 amino acids. The record is from RefSeq and is a predicted model, not a curated record. The transcript has 4 exons.